Molecule: messenger RNA, 1739 nt
Organism: Paramacrobiotus metropolitanus
Lineage: Eukaryota; Metazoa; Tardigrada; Eutardigrada; Parachela; Macrobiotidae
Product: proteasomal ATPase-associated factor 1-like
Molecular function (GO): protein binding
Source: RefSeq, a predicted model, not a curated record
UCAGUGAAAAAUUUAGAUUUAAUUUUUCGUUUUCCUGAAUAUUCUCUGCUUGUGGGUUAGAGAAGCGUUGACCACGUCCAAAAUUGUCUCAUUAAGUGGGAAAUAAUUCUUGUUGAGUUGCGUAAGUGGAAACGUGCUGAUUGUGUGCAUGGUGACGCUUAUAGCGUGGAGUGGGCUAAUCAAGCACGCAGGCCAGAAUGAUGUCGAUGUGAUCGAGUGUUGUGGAGUAUGGACGGAGCAUGUCGCAGCAGAAGCGCGGCAGCACCAGCAGCAGUGGCGGCGGCGGGGCCAGCGCCUCCCUCCCCAAGCGCAACGCCCAGUCCGACAUGGACCCGCACGAACCGGAGCGGUUAAAAGCCAUCUCGCGGCUGUGGAUCCAUCCCAGCUGGGACAAGGUGCUCUUCUCCAAAGGCCAGGUGUGGGUGGGCGUCCGCAUGGAGGGCUCCACCAUCCUGGGCGACUGCUUCGACUGCCGCCUGGUGCCCCCGCCCGCCCCCGACGCCCCCGGCUACGCCUCGCCCCUCCACACCACCCUGAACGGCGCCGCCGCCGCCUUCGCCUGCCGACCCGGCUUCCAGGUGCUGGCCGUGACGCCCAGCAGUCUGGAGAUGGCCUUCGACCAGAUCCCGGGGUGUCAGUCGCGGGCCACCUUCGUGGCGCCCGCCCGCGUCUACGAGCGGGUGUUUACCAAGAGUAUCAGCUGUGUGGACGUCCACUGGGAUCUGCAGAUGGGCGCCGCCGCCUCCGUGGACAAAUCGGUGCGGGUGUGGAGUCUGGGCAACGAGGAGAUCAAGUGCGAUCUGCAGGAUCAAGGCGAAACGAACGUGGUGAAGUGGCUGCCGAACGCGGCGCAGGCGGUGAUCGCGUAUUCCGCCGACAGCAACGCCAUUAAAUUGUACAACGUCCGAACGAUGCGCAGCGUGCGGAGUCUGCGGGCACACACCGGUAAAGUCAGCGACUUGCUCUUCGCUGAAGGCGGCCGGCAUCUCUUCUCCGCCGGACAGGAUGGUCAGAUCCGGUUGUGGGACGUGACGCGCAGUGAACCGCUGGAAUCGGUGGCGGUGAACCUGGGCUUCACCAUCAACUGCCUGGACGUCCAGUCCGCCGACCCCUCGCUGAAGGCGGCCUUUGGGGACACCAGCCCCGCCGACCCCAAGGACGGCCGCGUCCUGAUGUACGGCGGGGACGACGGGUUCCUGCGCAUGGUGUGUCUGCGCAGCAGUCACAAGGCGCUGAUGAAGCGCUUCCUGGACGACCGCGUGCAGUGCUGCCGCUUCCUCCAGCAUCCCUAUCUAGCCUGCGGGACGGAGAGCGGCCAGAUGUAUUAUUUGGACUGGCGGCGGCCGGACACGCCGGUGUGUCACUGGCGGGAGAUCCGCGGCUGCAUCCUGUGCAUCACCAGCAGUCCGCAGAGCAACGGGGUCAUCUGCGGGACGGCCGACGGCUCCUGCUUCUACCGCAACCCGCUGCUGCACCCGCAGAACGAGUAUUCCAUGGAGUUCUGCGGCGCCGAGUACGAGCCGGUGUUCCGCGUGUGCCGCGUCAGCGACCAGCUCUUCUCCUGCUGCCGCGACGGCAAAAUCCGCCGCUAUACGCUCACGGCCUAGAGCGUUGGCAUCCACAUUUUGUUGUAUUUAUUUUUUUAUCGAGCCGGAAGUGUUUUUUCUUGUUAAUACGGUUGUAUGAUGGGCUGCGGUGUCGCGGCAAGUGUGGUAUUCGGUGAGAGGGAUUAAAUUAAU